CAACUUGAUGGCUAUUGUUUUGUACCAAAGAUACCGCGAGUUGGUAAAUAUUAAUUUUCAGCGGUAGUUAUCAAUAUCACAAUUAAUUUAGGGGUGCAUUGUGCUCUGUGGGGCAUGAGAUAGGGAGGGAUAAUUGUUACUUCGUGAGGAAGGAAGGUGACGACGAUGAAGUGGGCUUAUUUCCGAAUUAUUUCAGGAACCCUAAUAGGAGGAGCUCUCGGUUAUUACCUCAAGUACAAGAUUGAAGUCCACUAUAAGGAGAAGAUGAGAGAGAGGUUGCUUAGUUACAAUAGGGAGAUGAAGAAAGGAGAGACCAUGGACGACACAUCUGAACUUCUUUCGGACUCUUGAUUAGUUAUAUGAGCUUGGGUGCACUCAAAUUUUGGUAUUCUAGGGCUUUUAGAGUAGUGGGUCUUGAGAUUUUUGUGCAGGUGGUGAAUUCGCACCAGUAAAAUAAAAUACAGAAAUAGAAAACAAUCAUGCUAGUGGGGAUUGAUUUUUUCAUCCUUGAAUGAUGCUGCUACAGUUUUGUGAUCCAGCAAAACUGAAAACUAAGAAAGUUAUUUUUGAGGAAACCUACCAUGCACAUGAUCCUGGUACGCUAGCUCAGCUGAAAGAGCUAAGUUCUAGGAGAAGGGCAAUUGAGGAGUCUAUAAAUGGGAGCAGCUUCAUCACUGAAGCAAUAGCAAGAGAAAUGUAUGGAGGAAUAACUUCUCGAUGUCAACAGGAUUUAUACAAGCUAGACCACUAUAUUCCUUUAUUGGAGAACUUAGUGUUGCAAGUUGAGUUAGUUGGACACAAAGAUCAAAUUACUCAAUGGACAUCAGGACUCAAACUGCGAUGGUCUAGUGUAUUGAGUUCAUCCUCUAUCUUCAAUCUAGGAGGUCCAAAAUUCUUUCAAAUCGAUAGUUUGCGAUUUGAACUUGGCAUGGCCCUUUUCCUUUAUGGUGCCUUAUUACGAGAAAGAGCUUUGGAACUAUUAUCAUCAGAUCUAGUUCAAGCGGCAACUCUUUAUAGGAGGGCAGCAGGGGUUUAUCAGUAUUUGGCUGAAGAGGUGCUGCCUCCUCUACAACCCAUGCUUCCACAAGAAAGGCCCCCAGAGAUUACGUCUUCUAUGACUUCCAUUAUGAGCCUGAUAUGCAUGGCUGAGGCACAGGCUGUGAUUGUAAGAAAAGCUGAAGAAAAGGAGAGUAGUGGAAGCCUUCUAGCAAAACUGCACUAUGGCAUCACACAGUUGCUUGAUGAAGCCACAUUGAUCUUAAAUUCAAAGGCAGAUGACUGGAACGGUGUUUCUGAUAAGCUUUUGGCAUUCAUUUCAUCUUGCCGCAUGCUUCAUGAAGCAAGAAGCCAGAGGCAUAUUGCUGCCGAUUUCAGGGGGGCUGAUCAAUUAGGAUUUGCUGUUGGUGUUUUGCAGUCUGCCAUGGCCAACUUGCAGGGGAAAUCCCCUGGUAAAGGGUUGUGGGACUUGGUCUACCGGCAAGAGGUCGAUGCUCUCAGUGAGAUGCUUAGGAAAUAUGAGUAUGAGAGAGGUUUCAUAUGGCACCAAAAGCUUCCUUGUGUCGAGGAGCUGCCAAUUUUGGAGGGUAAGAGAAUAGCGAGCGCUCUGCCUUAUUCCCCCUCAAAACUAGAGAGAGAACUUGUUUUCAUGCUUUAAUGUUAUAUGGAUGAUUGAGAGAAAUGAUUGGUAAGAUUGACUUAUUGAUAGCAAAGCGACUGGGAGAAUUAUGUUGUUCAGUGUUUGCCAUUGAUCAGAGUUUAUUUUUGAAUCUUUGCCUCCUAUGCAUCCAUCUAGCUUGCGUGUAUUCAGUGAGAUUUUCUCAGUUUUAAGUGAAAAUUGUAAUGUUUGUUUCCCUUG
Molecule: messenger RNA, 1855 nt
Organism: Amborella trichopoda
Lineage: Eukaryota; Viridiplantae; Streptophyta; Magnoliopsida; Amborellales; Amborellaceae
Product: Endosomal targeting BRO1-like domain-containing protein
Source: RefSeq, a predicted model, not a curated record